GGUUCACAUAAUCCAUACAGACGAUUUCAUUCGAACGAAUUCGCUAAUUUCUUCGAUCUUCUUCAGCGAUUCGAAGACUAUAGAUACAGCGCAACAAUAUAUAUAGCAGCAAUCAUGUAUCAUCCGUCCAGAGGUGGUGUUCGUGGCGGUCGAGAUCAGUUUAGCUGGGACGAUGUGAAGGUUGAUAAAUAUAGAGAAAACUAUAUUGGUCACAGUCUCAAGGCUCCUGUAGGGAGAUGGCAGAAAGGGAAGGAUUUACACUGGUACGCUAGAGACAAAAAAGCGAACCAGGCGGAUAUGGAUGCUGCUAAAGAAGAAAUAAGAAGGAUCAAGGAAGAGGAAGAACAGGCUAUGCGGGAAGCUUUGGGUUUAGCUCCUAAACGUUCUACAAAACCUCAAACGAAUAGACUCGAUAAACACGAGUUUUCCGAACUCGUGAAACGCGGCUCCACCGCAGAAGACUUAGGGGCCGGACAUGCUGAGGCCGCUCAUGUUCAAGGUCUCGGUUUCGCUAAGGCGCCUAAAGCGUGGGAAGGACCGAGUUCGAGUUCUCUACCACCCACUGUAACUAUGACGUCGGAAGUACCUAAAAACACAAAUGUACCUGUAGUAGAUGCGAAGGAAGACUCAGAAGAUGAAAAUACGCGAAAGAAAAGAAGGCGGGAAGAGAAAAAACAAGAGAAACAUGAAAGACGAGAUGAACGUAAACAUGAACGAAGAGAGAAAAGGCACCAUGAUCGUGACUCGGAUGACAAGAGGAGGCAUAAAAAAGACAAGGGUAAAAGAAGACAUGAUUCUGACUGAUGUUUUAUUGUUGAAAUGUCGCUUCACAUGUGAUUGAUUUUAAUCGGUCUUAAGUUGAACGGGUUGUGUUUUACGGUCUGUAUGCAUAUUUCUAUCUUGUGGCACUACUCCCUAUUAACAAUGCUACCAUAGUUGUUCACAGUCUGGCUUUAAUCGGUCGUAAGUUGAACGGGGUGUGUUUUACGGUCUGUAUGAAUAUUUUUAUCUCGAUUUCGCCACUCGUUUUACAAUGUUGUCACCUCUACUUUGACAUAAA
Molecule: messenger RNA, 1060 nt
Organism: Helianthus annuus (common sunflower)
Lineage: Eukaryota; Viridiplantae; Streptophyta; Magnoliopsida; Asterales; Asteraceae
Product: multiple myeloma tumor-associated protein 2 homolog
Exons: 4
Coding region: 115-804 (229 amino acids)
Source: RefSeq, a predicted model, not a curated record